UUUUGAUUUAUUAAUGAAAUAAGAUAGAAAUUUAUCAAGAUCCAGAAGAAGUCCUUCACCAUAACUCAAAAUCAAAAAGGCUCAUAGAGGUAAACAAAAGAAAAACCGUCACUCACAAUCUUCAUCAUUCAAAACAAACUCAUAAUCACAUGAAAAGUAACCUCAUUUCCCAGAAGAAGGGAAACUACUUAAUUUCAUUAAGGAACUAGAAGCUGAAAAGGAAAAGUAAGUAUUCAGUUUGAAAUUAAGUCACUUUCACUUAGAAGAUGUUUAAUCAAUAUGUAAUCAAUAUAUCUCCAUUUUUAGUAACUAUUAAUGAUGAUAUGAAUCAUUCAUAAAUGAGAAGAUAAUAACAAUACAGUUAAUAUUAUCACUAAGAAUUUCAAUAAUCCUUGAUCAAUGAGAAUGUCUAUCUUGGAAAUUGUCUUUUACAUUAAAAGAUUUCACAAUCCCUUAGAGCCAAGAUGAUUGAUUGGAUGAUUGAAGUUCUCGGAAAUUAUAGUGAAACAACUUCGGAUGCUACUUUCUUUAGAUCAGUUUCUAUCAUGGAUUAUUAUCUAUAAAAAUCAAUCACAUCAUAUUCAGAUAAUCAUCUUCAUCUUAUUGGAAUUACCUCUAUGUUUAUAGCUACUAAAAUUGAAGAUAUUUAUCAUAUUCCUUUAUCAGAUUUUGUCACUAGAGUCAGCCAUAAUAAAUACACAGCGUAUUUUAUUAUACUAUAUUCUAGAUCUAAAAUUAAAGCCAUGGAAUAAUCUAUUUUGGAAACAUUGAAUUUCGAAAUCACUUUCCCAACUACAUUAGAUUUUUUACAUAAUAUCUUUUACUAAUGUUUUAGUUUAAAUGAUAAGUAAACAUUUUUAUUUAAUUUUAGUCCUAAUAUAUAAAAUAUUUUAGAAACUAGUACCUAUAUAUUAAAAAUGUGUCUACAUGAUUAUUCCAUGACAUCCUUUAAUUCCUACACCUUGGCAUCUUCUUCAUUCAUUUAUUCUAUUGCUGAUUAUAUCAAAUAGAAUUAUUCACAAAACCAAGAUCUUAUUAUCAAUCAAUUUGUAAUUUAUUUUAUAUUAUGUUUAGAACAACAAAAUAGUUUAAAUCUCAUAAAUUGAAUUAAUUGAACUUAAUUUGUGUUAAAAUAAGUUAGAGGAUCUUAUAAAUACUUUUAAGAUUAAAUAUCCUGAACUCCAUAAUUUAGACAGAUUUUCAUGA
Molecule: messenger RNA, 1206 nt
Organism: Paramecium sonneborni
Lineage: Eukaryota; Ciliophora; Oligohymenophorea; Peniculida; Parameciidae
Source: the annotation of a GenBank genome assembly